This is a messenger RNA of Elaeis guineensis (African oil palm), 953 nucleotides long. RefSeq names its product auxin-responsive protein IAA4. Gene Ontology annotation, biological process: regulation of DNA-templated transcription. Lineage: Eukaryota; Viridiplantae; Streptophyta; Magnoliopsida; Arecales; Arecaceae. The record is from RefSeq and is a predicted model, not a curated record. Gene Ontology annotation, cellular component: nucleus.
AUUCUUCUGCCACCCUCUUGUCUGUCUCCAUAUCAAUCGUUGUCCUCUCUUUCUCACUCCUAUCUUCUACAACAAACAAGCGAGGGUGGCAUCUCCCUCUCUCUCUCUCUCUCUGGUUGCAAUGGGAGGAGGAAACAACGGUUCGCCUUCUUCAUCCAUCGACAGCAGCAGCCACCCUGCUCUCUCCACUGCAUCUUCUCUCUCUCAGCCAAGGAGAGACUUGAGCACAGAUCUAAGGCUAGGACUUAGCCUGUCAGCCUCCUCUCUGCAGGAUAGUUCUUCCAGUGCAAGGGACCAACUAUCUGAUUGGCCACCGAUCAAACCGCUUCUUAGGAGCACACUGGCAGAAAAAGGACAUCAGAUUCAGAGGCAAUCAGCUACAUUCUUUGUCAAGGUUUACAUGGAGGGGAUUCCAAUUGGCAGGAAAUUGGAUCUGUUCGCACUUGAUGGCUAUGAUGGCCUAAUAAAGACACUUCGCCGCAUGUUUAGGACCUCCAUUAUGCGCCCUGAUAUUGCCCAAGUGCCUACCAGUAAGGAUCAUGUGCUGACCUAUGAAGACAAGGAAGGAGACUGGAUGAUGGUGGGGGAUGUCCCAUGGGAGAUGUUCUUGACCACUGUCAAGAGACUGAAGAUCACAAGAGCUGAUAAAUGUUAGCAUCCGCCACCGACUCCAUUUUUGUCUUGGAGGUUAGUUUUAACAGCAACAGGGAACACAAAAGGGAAUAGUAGUCUGGUUUAAGAUGUACAGCCAUAUAGAAAUGAGAUAUCUUGAGCUUUUUUGUGUUGUUUCAUUUGCCAUGCUCCAUGUAAGCUAUGUUCGAAAACUUUGUCGCAACGAAGACCCAUUACACUGAAUGGGGGCUAAAGAGAUGUAUAAAGCUAGAAAAUAUUUUUAAGGUGGAAGUGCUUUGUUCCUUCCUCUCGCCUUUUUCUGUCGUGUGCUUUUGUUUUAA